AUAUCCUAACGUUUUGGCGCUACGAUUAAACUGACGUUUUACUUUCACCUUCCUCCAUGAAAACGUCACUUUCAAAUAUACACCUCUACCACAUUUCAAUUUUUUUAAAAGGAAAUAAGAACCUAUGAUUAUUAUAUAUAUGAAUUUCUGGUGAUUAGAAAAACUUUGCAUUUUGGAAUACAUAGGAGAUUCUGCAAAUGGAAGGAGAAAUGGAUGAUUUCAGUGUUGAAUGUUUGGAUGAAUUGCAAGAAUUUGACUGGGAAUACGAGUAUGAUGCAGCGUUUUUCUAUGAUUUCUCUAUCCCGGAGUCACCUUUUCAGGCUGCACAAGCCCAACGUUGGUUUGAAACUGCAGGCAACUAUCCGCCUUCUCCUCUCGUUGCAAAGUUAAAUCUGGUGAAGGAGACCGCAGCAGCAGAAUGUUCACUUGGUCCCUCCAGGUUACGAGAAGAACAAACUGCAAAAUCAAGCAGCAGUAACUCCUCAAAUAUACACACCGGUUCUGUUGUUUCAUCCUAUAAAUCGAAAAUUGAAGAACCAUUAUCCAUCGAUCGAAUGGCUUAUGAAAGUCCUAAAGCUAAGAUAAACUCAGAGACCGGAUCUUUCAAACCUAGAGUUUCAACUUUAAUGAAUCCCACUGCUAGUCAUUUGGCUAAACUAAGGUCCCAGAAACCACCAAACAAGGCCGAUGAGAGAAGCUCAUGGAAUUCUUCAGUAUCUUUUAAUUUUGCUACCAAAAGACAAAAGCUAGAGAGUGGUUAUCUGCGUAAGGUCACUAUUCCUAAAGAUCCUCAACUGGAAACCAUGCAGAGAGCGCUAAGACGAAGGUGUAAGAAUGAUUCAGAGUCAAGUGAAAAUGCAAAAGCUAAAGGCCAACCUUCAAAGCCUCAACCCUUAAACACAAAAAUUCUCAAAGCUCCUGUAUUACCUCCUCAUCCAAAGUCCACAUUGAGAUCAACGGAGUUUCAUGUUUUUAAGUUGAAGACUAUGGAGAGGGCCUCGAGAAAUUCAUCUGCUAAUUUGUCAAGCAGCCAAAACGCGGAGUCUGCGGUACUUAGCACUUCUGUGGAUUUUAAAAGACCAAACACUCAGAAUGCUGUGAAGCAGGGGAAUUCUGUAACAUCGAUUAAAUCAAAAGCUUUAAGAUGCAACAAGAUCUUCCCUAGUAGCGAAGAUACUAGAAUAUGUGAAAACAUUGGAGAAAGAAGUAUAACCUCAAUGGAUUGUAAUUCUAUAGUCGAUAGGACGCUUCCAAUGCAUCCACCAGUAGAACUGUUUAAUAAGCUGUCCCUUAGAUCUGAAAGAGAAAGUAGUGUAGUAUCUGAUCAGCCAAAAAUCUAUGCAUCUUGAAAGAUGCAUCUGAAGUUUUUUAAAAAAGGAAUGUAUUCUUGUACCUGCUGCAUUCGGAAGCCAAAUCAGUGUGCGCCACAAGGGGCACCGCACACCAAGGAUUGGAUACUAGUCCAGCAUGAAAAGGUACAUGGAAUACUAUAAGAAGAAUGUAUGAUCACAAUUGUAUUUCUUCAAGUUGUUUCAUUGAAGUAGAAAAUAUAUAGAAUUUCUAAGAUUAAGAAAACCUGUUUUCUUGGAUAUUGAAACAAGACGAGUCUAAAUGGAACGAAAUGUAUAGUGAUGAUUAAUAGUCGAUUCCAACUUACUUUGGAUCGAGGUUUAUUUAGUUGUUGUUGUUGUUGCUGCUUGAUCAGAUAAAUGGAAAUUGGAAACGAA
Molecule: messenger RNA, 1727 nt
Organism: Solanum lycopersicum (tomato)
Lineage: Eukaryota; Viridiplantae; Streptophyta; Magnoliopsida; Solanales; Solanaceae
Product: protein TPX2-like
Biological process (GO): regulation of mitotic spindle organization; activation of protein kinase activity; mitotic spindle assembly
Cellular component (GO): nuclear microtubule; spindle
Molecular function (GO): protein kinase activator activity; microtubule binding
Source: RefSeq, a predicted model, not a curated record